CCGGCGCUGCCCGCCCGCAGCCGCGCUGCCCCGCGCAGGGAUGUUCUCCAGGAAGGGCCACGCCGAUGUCAGGAAAUCCACGCAGAAGGCGCUGGACCCGAAGCGGGACGUGCUCACCCGCCUCAAGCACCUCCGGGCGCUGCUGGAUAUUGUGGACGGGAGUGACCUGAAGCAAUUUUUUGAGAGCAAUUAUUCUCAAAUUUAUUUUGUAUUCUAUGAAAACUUCAUAACACUGGAAAAUAGCUUGAAACAAAAAGGGAAUAAAUCACAAAGGGAGGAGCUGGACUCCAUUCUCUUUCUUUUUGAAAAAAUAUUGCAGCUGCUACCUGAGAGGAUUUUUUACCGAUGGCAUUUUCGCAGUAUAGGGUCGAUUCUGAAGAAGCUUUUGCACACUGGGAAUUCUCUCAAGAUAAGAUGUGAAGGAAUACGCCUGUUUCUUCUCUGGCUCCAAGCGCUUCAGACUAACUGUGGGGAAGAGCAGAUAUUAAUAUUUGCAUGCCUCGUGCCUGGCUUUCCACCCCUUACCUCCUCCCGAGGUCCCUGUACACUGGAUAACCUCAUUAGCCCUCCAAAUUCACCGGAUGCCAAGAUUUCUCCAGAAGAAAUAACCCCACUUGUGCCAGCGGUCUCUGGAGAGAAAAUUGCUGAAGACCAAACCUGCUAUUUUCUGCAGCUGCUGUUAAAAUACAUGGUGAUUCAGGCUGCAAGCUUAGAGUGGAAGAAUAAGGAGAACCAAGACACUGGGUUUAAGUUUCUCUUUACCUUGUUUAGAAAAUACUACCUUCCUCACUUGUUUCCAUCGUUCACAAAGCUGACCAACCUCUACAAGCCUGUUCUGGAUAUUCCUGAUGUAAGACCGAGGCCAGUGUACAUCCCUGCAACACGGAGCAAUGAGAGUGUCUAUAGCACCAAGAUCCCCUACAUGGCAGCUCGAGUUGUUUUCAUUAAGUGGCUUGUUACCUUCUUCCUCGAGAAGAAAUACUUACCUGCUGUUCAGAAUGCGAAGAAUGGGGGGGAAGUGCUCCCUAAAAUCAUUCAGACUGUUGGUGGUGCAAGCCAGGACAGACCCCCCGAGCUGGAGACGGGCGCAUCGCAGGCGGGCGAGCAGGAGCGGAGCCACUCCAACAGCAGCAGCCUGUCCGACAGGCGGCUCAGCGCCUGCAGCCUCUGCAGCGUGGAGGAGCAGCACCGCCCCGCCUAUGACAUGGUGCAGAGGAUCCUCCUGUCCACCCGGGGCUACGUGAACUUCGUGAACGAGGUGUUCCGGCAGGCUUUUCUGUUGCCACCUUGUGAUGUAUCUGCAACCCGGAAAGUGGUGAAGGUGUACCAGAAGUGGAUACUGCAGGAGAAGCCGGUGUUCAUGGAGGAACCAGACAAGAAGGAUGAUGGGCAGGAUGGUGGUGACAACCUAGAAGAUUCCUCAGCGCAGACGGAUGGUAAACAUCUUUCCUCUGAGCACUCGGGACACAAGCGCUCCUCCAGCUGGGGCAGGACGUACUCCUUCACCAGUGCUGUUAACAGGGGAUGUGUGCUGGAAGAGGAGGACAGAAACGUUAAAGCUGGUGCUCAAGCUGCAUUACAGGUGUUCCUGACAAACUCUGCAAAUGUUUUCUUGCUGGAGCCCUGCCCUGAGGUCCCUGUGCUGCUGAAGGAGCAGGUGGAUGCUUGCAAAGCUGUUCUGAGCAUCUUCAGGCGCAUGAUAAUGGAGCUAUCUAUGAAUAAAAGGACAUGGGAGCAGAUGUUACAGAUACUCCUUAGAAUAACAGAAGCUGUGAUGCAGAAGCCAAAGGAAAACCAGAUCAAAGAUGCGUUCGCUCAAAGCAUGUCAGGAUUGCUUUUCCGAACCCUCAUCGUGGCGUGGAUCAGAGCCAACCUGAGCGUGUACAUCUCCCGGGAUCUGUGGGAUGAGCUGCUUAGUGUCCUGUCCUCCCUGACCGACUGGGAGGAGCUCAUCACCGAGUGGGCCAACAUCAUGGACUCUCUGACAGCCGUGCUGGCCAGAACCGUGUACGGGGUGGAGAUGACAAACUUGCCCUUGGAUAAGCUCAGUGAACAGAAAGAAAAAAAACAGAGAGGGAAAGGUGGCAUUUUGGAGCCUCAGAAGACAGCUGUAGUGGGAAGAUCUUUCUCAUUAAGCUGGAAAAGCCAUCCUGAAGUUGUGGAGCCAAUGAGAUUCAGAAGUGCCACAACCUCUGGAGCUCCAGGGGUUGAGAAGGCAAGAAAUAUUGUUCGUCAGAGAGCAACAGCCAAGCGCAGCCAGUCUAUCAGCAACUGUGUGCACCUUUAUGAGGCUUUGCCAGCCACUAAAAGCGUCCCUCUCCUGCUUCACACUGUGAGCUCUCUCUUACCUGGUAUCUCUUACACUUCUUGCUCUCACAGACUGUCAGAAGUGGAAGAAUCCCAGCAGCUGGAAAAUCCAGUGGGAGCAGAAGCCUCGGGCCUGUUUGCAGAGCCAGAGCUGGAGCUGACUCGGAGCAGCAGCACCUCGGACAUCGCAGAGCAGCUCCCACCCGAUGUUCUCCAAGGUAAAAAGGCUGGAGCUCCUCAUAAUUCCACUUCUGCAGACUCCAGAUGUGUUCAGGAAAAUACGGGAUGCGCAAAGAAGGAACAUGAAGCUGAGCAAGUACCAGUCCGAAGAAGCAGCAGCACAGCUGAGUUGGAUUUGAGGGCAGACUGGCAGCAAUCCCAUGGGAAUUGCAGAGAGAGAGAAAAAAGUGAGAGCGUCAGCAGUGACACGUCCAUCGGCUACAACAACGAGGUGGAGAUCGCUCUCAUCCCCUGGCAAGCCUCUGAAGAUGACCCUGAGGUGAAUGCCUCAGCAGAUGUUUGUGUGGAUGCUGAUGCUCCUCGCUGGCUUCAGCUUAGCCCCUCGGACACCGCGAACCUGACAGACAGCAGUGAGUUCCUUGCUGAUGACUGCAGUAUAAUUGCUGGCGGAAGCCUCGUCGGUUGGCAUCCCGAUUCUGCUGCCGUGUUAUGGAGGAGGAUCUUGGGAAUUCUUGGAGAUGUGAACAAUAUAAAGUCACCUAAGAUUCAUGCAAAAGUGUUUGGGUAUCUCUAUGAGUUGUGGUACAAACUUGCAAAGAUCCGGGACAACCUCGCUAUAAGUGUGGACAAUCAGUCUACUCCCUCUCCUCCUGUCCUCAUUCCUCCUCUCAGGAUAUUUGCAUCUUGGUUGUUCAAGGCAACCACCCUGCCAGGCGAGUACAAGGAAGGCAAGCUGCACGCAUACAGGCUCAUCUGUGCCAUGAUGACGAGGCGACAAGAUGUUCUGCCAAACUCGGAUUUCCUGGUUCACUUCUAUUUUGUGAUGCACCUUGGCUUGACAAGUGAAGACCAGGAUAUCCUGAACACGGUCAUCAGGCACUGCCCGCCGUGGUUUUUCUUCCUGGGCUUGCCUGGCUUUACCAUGCUCAUCGGGGACUUCAUCACGGCGGCGGCGCGGGUGCUGAGUGCGGACACGCUGGAGGCGCCCCGCUCGGAGGCUCACACCAUCCUUGGGUCCCUGGUUUGCUUCCCAAACACCUACCAAGCACUCCCACUGCUGCGGCCCGCUGCCGAGGCGGGCGAGAUCAUCGCAGGAACCGCGGAUGUGAAGUGUUACCUCAUAAAUAUCUUAUUGAAGAAUGCUACAGAGGAGCCAAGUGAAGCUGCAAGGUGCAUAGCCAUCUGUGGCCUCGGAGUGUGGAUAUGUGAAGAGCUGACGCAGUGCACAAACCACCCCCAAGUGAAGGAAGCAAUCAAUGUCAUAGGUGUGACACUGAAGUUCUCUAAUAAACUGGUAGCUCAGGUAGCCUGUGACGUUCUUCAGCUGCUGGUUUCUUACUGGCAAAAGCUUCAGAAGUACGAGCCCUCCCUGUCCAGGAAGAUCACUGAGAUCCUCGUGGCCACUAUUGCCUUUCUCUUGCCGAGUGCUGAGUACUCCUCAGUGGAAGCAGAUAAAAAGUUCAUAGUUUCAUUGCUGCUCUGCCUCUUGGACUGGUGUAUGGCACUGCCCAUGAAAGUGCUGCUGGAGCCAGUGUCUGCUGGUGCUCUUGAAGAUCAACAAGCAUCCAAAGCUCCUUUGCUGGACUACAUUUACAGAGUUCUGCACUGCUGUGUGAAUGGCUCCAGCACCUACACCCAGCAGAGCCACUACGUGCUCAGCCUGGCAGACCUCUCCUCCAGUGACUACGACCCCUUCCUGCCGCUGGGCAACGUGAGGAGCUCAGAGCCAGCCCAGUGCCACUCCUCCACAGACCUGGGCAACCUGCUCACUGUCGCCGAGGAGAAAAGGAGGAGGAAUCUAGAGCUGAUCCCUCUGACGGCGCGGAUGGUCAUGACUCACCUGGUGAACCACCUGAGCCACUACCCGCUCAGCGGAGGCCCUGCCAUCCUGCACAGCCUCCUCAGCGAGAACCACGACAACUCCUACGUGGAGUCCUCCGAGCUCUCCUCGGAAGUCUUCCGGAGCCCCAACCUGCAGCUCUUUGUGUUCAAUGACAGUACUCUUAUCUCCUACCUCCAAAUCCCCACCGAGAAGACGGACACCGAGCCAGCCGCAGCGCCCUCGGACGUCAGGGUGAUUGUCAGAGAUAUCUCAGGGAAGUACUCUUGGGAUGGCAGGAUACUGUACGGGCCUCUGGAGGGCUGCCUCCCGCAGCAGAGCCCAGCGAGCGCGCUGGUCGUCUCCAGCAACCCCCAGCACCACUUCGUUUCCCAGAAGGACCUUUCUCAGGGGGAAGAGGGAGAAGAUGCUCUGGACCAGCUGCUGGAGAGGAUUGGUACCACCAGUCCCGAGUGCCUCCUGCAUCCCCAGCGGAAGCUGAACGAGCCGGCGCCGCCACCCUUGGGCAUGAGCUGCGAGCAGGAGCGCGCGCUCACGGAGGUGCUGAUGAGGCAGAGUGCCCAGGAAGAGCAGUACAUCCUCCAGUGCAGCUCGGACCUCAGCAGGAGGCUGGCCCCCCAAGAGGAACCGCGUCCUGUUGAGCCACAGGCUUCCUUCUAUUUCUGUCGGCUCUUGCUAAAUGACUUGGGAAUGAACUCCUGGGACAGAAGGAAGAGCUUUCAUCUUCUGAAGAAGAAUUCGAAGCUGCUGCGAGAACUGAAGAACCUGGAUUCCCGCCAGUGCCGGGAGACCCACAAGAUUGCAGUGUUCUACAUUGCAGAGGGGCAGGAGGACAAGUGCUCCAUCCUGUCCAACGCAAGGGGAAGCCAGGCCUAUGAAGAUUUUGUUGCUGGACUGGGCUGGGAGGUCGAUCUGUCCACGCACGGGGGGUUCAUGGGCGGCCUGCAGCGCAACGGCAGCACGGGACAGACAGCACCCUACUACGCUACCUCCACCGUGGAGAUCAUCUUCCAUGUGUCCACGAGGAUGCCUUCAGAUUCAGAUGAUUCACUCACCAAAAAGCUUCGUCACUUGGGAAAUGAUGAGGUUCACAUCGUCUGGUCUGAGCACACCAGGAACUACCGCAGAGGCAUCAUUCCCACAGACUUUGGAGAUGUUCUAAUUGUUAUUUACCCCAUGAAGAAUCACAUGUUUUUCAUAGAAAUAAUGAAGAAACCAGAGGUGCCGUUCUUUGGUCCUCUCUUCGACGGAGCCAUCGUGACCGCGAAGCUGCUGCCGAGCCUCAUCUGUGCCACGUGCAUCAACGCCAGCAGGGCCGUCAAGUCCCUCAUCCCGCUCUACCAGAGCUUUUACGAGGAACGAGCUCUGUAUCUCGAAGCAAUAAUCCAGAACCAUAAAGAAGUAAUGACAUUUGAGGAUUUUGCCGCUCAGGUCUUUUCUCCCUCUCCCAGCUACUCCCUCGGUGGAACUGGUGAGUCUCCGCACGUUAUUCUUCUCUUUAGCACUAAGAAGCACUUGAGCAGCAGAUGUACACCUGUUUUUGGUAGAUAAAUGCUUGCAAAUUUAAGACGACCAUUCUUCCCCUGAAUCAACUAAUGAAUAUCAAAAGGAAUGAUGACAUUCAUUUUAAUUUGUUUUGCAUCAGAGCUAUUCACUCUGCUCCUUUCUUCAGCUAUCCUGUUAACCCCCGAAUCUAGCAAGGUUAAUGAACUUUCUCUCAGUAAUGUGCUCUGGUCCAUUCAGGAGGGUGCGUUUCUUGCUGAGCUGGGAAUAUGUUGUUCAAAAGCUAUGCCUGAAUCGGUGCUUACUUAUCGAGAAGAGUUCCUCGCAGUAGAAGCCGUUGCUACUAAUGCUAAAUGGGGAUUAUGCUGCCGAGAUACCAGGGUCAGGGAUUAAUGCACCAGAAAUGUAAGAGCGGUGCUCUGCGCAGAAACCACAGCAGCCAGCAGUAUGCUAACAGAUCCCUUCAAUACACAUGGUCAGGCUGCCUUCCCACACCUGGCCUGGAGCCUGCUUGGGCUGGGUUAAUGUAUGGAAGGAUGCACAUAUGUGUAUACGUGUGUGUAUAUAUAUGUAUGUACAUACACACACAUGAAUGCAGAUCAGCACUCAUCAGCCUUGCUGAAAGAUGGAGAUGUAAUGCUGAGCUCUGUGAGCUCGGACGCUAGUGAGCAGCCAGUAAGACACAAACUGCUGCUUUGCUGUGUUAAUUGGGUUUAAAUAAACGCCUCCUGAAAGGCAGCUUUGACUCUGAAAUGCAGAUUUCCAGUGCCCCCAAGAUGCGUUUUUCCAGCCUCCAAAAAGUGCACGGUCCCCGUGUGCUGGAGUCCCUAACAAAGAUUCCUUAAUCCCUUUUUUACACUCAGAGGGGAAACUGGCACUUUCUCAUUACUCCCUGCUCCUCUUUCGGAUUGUUUAAUAGAUUAUUUCAAACCUGUCUAAAUGUUGCAGGACAUCUGCUCUAUUUCUCUUUAGCCUGACUUGUUAGCAAAUAUCUUCCAUCUAAACUGAAAAAUUGAAGGAAGAAAUUAAAUUUACCCAAAUAAAUCACUUACAAAUAAAAUCAGGCGUGCACCAUUGUUUAACGUUACUGGCUCCGGUCCUGGAGCUCCCGGAGCUUUGUUGGGAGAUAAGAGAAGGCUGCAGGGCCGGCGCUGGUGGCCAGCAGCAGCAGGCAGCAGGCAGUGGAGAUAAGCAAGCUGGCAGGAGGAGAGGGGAGCUGGGCCAUUAACAUAAUCGCGCCUCUGCUUCCUGGAGAGGCGUCAAGAAACACAGCGAUGGCCUCUAUUGAUCUCUGCUGAACUGGAAUACUAAACAACAUUAGAAAAGCUUAUAACUUAAAGCUUUGAUUAAUGUUUUCUACAUUAAAAAGUAGAACAGCUGUGAAUUAAAUUCUUUUAUACACUCUGCCAGAAGUCUGAGACAAAAAAAAUGAUGGGUUUCAAUAGACGUGGAGCCUGCGUGCCAGUGUUGUUCGCGCUGUGAAUCACUAUCUGUUGACGCAUCAGCAAAUCAAAGUGCAGCUCGAUGGGUGUAUUUUAACUGCCUUGCUCUGUGCAUAAUUGUAUUUCGCUUUCACAUUCUUCUUGCGGCACACAGGGAUCCUAUUAUCUACGAAUUCAGGUUGACAAACAAGGACACAGUCGUUUGGUAAUGCCCGAGUUGUACUUUCUGAAGUCUCUGACACAUUUGCCAUGCCAAAACUAUGUAAGAUGUUUCCUAAUACGUGCUUUAGUUUGCCAGAGCACUGUUAAGCCAGUAGUACCUGAAUGGGGUUUGUGAUUUCAGGAUUUUAUUUGUUUUUAAGAGUAAACCCUGCCACAGUCAGGUCCUGGGUUUUGGACUUCCAAACACCAGAAUUUAUGUCACAAAAAACUGGAGGCUGGGCCUGAUCUCUGGCAUCAAACCCUUUACUUCAGAGACUUUCCUCACUUUACCCAGUGAUUUACUUGCAUCUGUAGGGGGAUGUUCCCAAGAGCCGGGUCGGGGGUUCCCAUUAGGAUGUUUUUCCAUCAGUUGCCCAAGGAGCGAAGAGGCUGAAUGCAAACUGCAAGGCUCAGGCCCAGGCAGCAGCCACUGCACGGCAAGUUCCCCUCCCACAGCCUUGUGGGGGGCUGUGCACAGAUCCCGAGCAUCCAUCAGCAUUUUCCCACCUUUGCUGUGGCACAGAAUGGGGGGAUGCUGCCAGCAGCAUCCAGAACUAAAGAACACAGCAGCACGAGUGCAGCUGGACCAGGUUUGCAGCAUCUCUUUAUCCCUCCUGGUGAUUAGGAAUAGGAAGGGAUGUAAAACUCUCCUGGAGCUGCUGUCGGUGUGGGCGCAGUGGGGACAAGCAGGACGGUCUCAGCCAUGAGCAGCACUGCUCUGUGUUCCGCUGCACACAGCCCGUCCCUCUGUGCCAUGGGCACUUAGACCUCCUCCCGGCUUAGACUCACCUGCCCUGCACCUGCAGAAUGGGCUGUCUGUUGCUUGAGGGGCAGGGAUGGUGUUUCUGUCCAUGGGAGAGGGGAAUUUCUGUUCUGAAAUGGAAAAAAUGAACCCCAAAGCAGUGAAUGAGUGGAGCUCAUCCAGGGCUGUGUUUCCCCUUCUUCAGUAACAAGGAGCUGCCCAGCUCAAACUUUUCAGGUAAAAUUCAGGUGAAUUUUCCUCCAAUCUUAAUAGCAGUUACUUGGAAUCAUGUCAUCGCUGCAUAUACACGUGCGCAAGAGAAAGGGGCAGUGAGUAAGUGAGCUUUUGAUUAAAGUGAAGUUUGUUUUUAGCAGUCAACACGGUACAAGAAGCAGAUCAGAUCUGUGAAAUGAAUCACGUAUCUGGCUGUUAAUGACACACGUUAUUGGGGUGUUAUUAACUGUCAUCUAUUUAUUUGAACUCGAUGCUUUUAUAUUUUCUGAUGGUGCCCCAGGGAUGCUGCCCCUGGACUCAGCUGGGAUGGGGCUCUCUUACAAGGAUGCCCUGGCUGUCCCCUUCCACACAUGGCCUCGCAGGUGCACGAAAAUCAUGCAGUUGAGACCCUCUCUUGCUGUUUUCAGAAGCAGAGCCUGAAACUCCCCUCGUGUAGCACAGGGAGCUCCAUGUAUCUCAAAGGCUGGAAGUGCCUCCUGGUAGGCAGAAUGGGCAUCCCUGAGCUCAUUGAGGGGAAGUGCAGAUUAGGAACAAAAGAUGAGAAUUCGGGCCUUUGUUGUUAAACUAGUACAUUACAUGCUGUAUUUUAAUUAGGCUGGGUCUGAGAGUCAGCCCAGGAAAUCCUCAGUAAUCCAACACUAGUGAAUUGCUCUUAUCCUUUCCCUCUGCAGAUUUCUCUGGGAUUCAGGGAUGGGGUUUAAGCUGCUAUCUUUUCCUGCUCUUGCUCCCUCGGCCAAAAAGAAAAGCAGUUAUUCCCCCAAAUGCUUGUGUGUUCCUGAAGAAACGCCAUCAAACUGAAACAGGCACAAACAGAUACAAAAGCAUUCCAACUUUAAUUACCUCUGGGACUAAAGAGCGCUUGCUGGUUUGUUGGUUGGGGUUUUUUCACUUGAGAUCAGCAGCCAGAACGGUGUUAGCCCUUAGGAAAUGGAAGUGCUCAGGUGUGCCAGGAAGAGAAAGAGGGCUUUAGGCUCAGAGGGGCAGAUUUCUGCUCUGGAGACAGCCCCCAGCUCUGCUUGUCAGCAGCGUGGACAUGCAGAUGGUGCUCAAAGGGUUAACUGGAGCGGGCACACUUGACUGCUGAGAGGACUGAUCUAAUCACUGCCAUAUCCAAGUGCAUCUGUUCACCAUGAGGUCAUCCUUGUGCAUGCUAAUGAUUUGGAAAAUAAAGCAUAAUGCUCGACGUUAUCAGGAGGGAUAGAGUGUGCAUCUUGGCUAGCAGCUAUUGUGGAAUGAAGCACAGCAGAAGCAUCCCAGGGUCUUGCUUUCCAUUUCCGUGGUUUAAAGCACUGUUUGCAGUGGAGCGUCAGGAAAACUGUGCUGGAAAAGUCUGCCAUGUGCUAUCUGUUGAUAAAUGGAUUCUUUAAUGAACGUUAGAGCAUUGCCCAGGAGCAGCACUUGAGUUGAGGAACUGUGGAGGUUUCCAGCGUUCUUGGUUUGACGCCUGCCUGUGAUUUACAUAAGCCCAGGACUCUGCAGCCUUUCUCUUGGAAAGGUGACACAUGCUCUGCCUUUGUCUCGGGGCUUCUACACACUUACAUUCCUUGUAGAAAACCCUUGAGGGUCCCACAAGCGACAUGGGCUUUAUUUUAGGACACUGAUGCCCAGCUGCAUCGUUCCCACUUCAAAGAGAAAAGGAGUAUUUCAAAUGGCCAUGUAAUUUUAAAAUCUGCUCUUUGACAGAAGCAAAACCAACCCU
Molecule: messenger RNA, 10148 nt
Organism: Neopsephotus bourkii (Bourke's parrot)
Lineage: Eukaryota; Metazoa; Chordata; Aves; Psittaciformes; Psittacidae
Gene: RALGAPA2
Product: Ral GTPase activating protein catalytic subunit alpha 2
Exons: 39
Coding region: 41-5878 (1945 amino acids)
Biological process (GO): regulation of small GTPase mediated signal transduction; positive regulation of GTPase activity
Cellular component (GO): cytoplasm; nucleus
Molecular function (GO): GTPase activator activity
Source: RefSeq, a predicted model, not a curated record